AUGGCUGAUGUUAUAGCCGACCAUGGACACAAUGUGACAUUAUUCCAACCAUUCCAUAUUGCUAUGAAAAACCUUGACGGGUUGGUUAAAAGCAAGAAUAUCGAGAUUAUCAACUACUAUCCCGAUCAUUAUGAAGACUUGCAAAAAUCUGAAGCUCAAACGUUCCCAGUGUUUUGGGACUCGCAUCUCGUCAAUAAUCCAGUUCUUUCUUCCUUCAUGAUGCCAAAAAUGCUAGCUAACGAGUUCGAAAAAACUGACAGGCAGCUCUACCUGGAUACAAAUUUGCAUGCAGAAUUAAAGAGCAGAAAAUUCGAUGUGGCAAUUGCGGAGACAUUUGGAGCAGCUUCAUUUUUUUUUGCUCAUCUUCUUGAACUUCCAUGCAUUCCCAUAUACUCCGCCGUUCGUUUUGAAGUCGUCAAUAAAUUGUUUGGUCAACCAUCUGCCCUUGGAUACAUCACACGAGAUGGUUCAAAAGGCGCGCCGGAUGCUGGAUUCCUGGAUCGUCUUAGCGACGUCUACAGAAAAUAUUUUGAUGUCUUGGGAUUCGAAAGAAUUUUCCAAUAUCAGAAUGAAUUGUUUCAAAAAACAUUGGGGAGACCUGUUCCAUCAUGGAAGGAUCUUAUAACACAAUCACCAGUCUUCAUUACAAACUCCAAUCCCUACCUGGAUUUUGCCGUCCCCACUACAGCAACUAUUGUUCAUGUUGGAGGAAUUACAAUGGAUCUGAAGAAGAUGAAAAAUGUGGGACCACUACCAGAAGAAUACGAGAAGAUCUUGCAAGAACGAGAGUCAACAGUUUUGAUAUCUUUUGGAUCUGUAAUCAGAUCAUUCCAAAUGCCCGAUAACUUCAAAGCGGGAUUAAUCAAAAUGUUCGAGUCACUUCCAGAUGUCACAUUUAUCUGGAAAUAUGAAAAGGACGACACUGAAUUUCAGAAAAAACUUCCAAAAAAUGUCCACCUCAAGAAAUGGGUCCCUCAGCCUGCACUGCUAGCUGAUCACAGAGUUAAAGUAUUUGUUACCCAUGGAGGAUUGGGAAGUACAAUGGAAAUCGCUUACACUGGAAAACCAGCACUAAUGGUUCCAAUUUUUGGAGAUCAACAUCACAAUGCAUUGAUGCUGGCAAGGCAUGGAGGAGCGGUGUCCUAUGAUAAGUUUGAUCUUCCUGAUGGAGAAAAAUUAACAAGAACUAUAAAAGAGAUUAUUACGAAUCCAAAGUAUCAAGAGAAAGCCCAAGAGCUUUUAGAAAUUCUGUAUAAUCAACCAAUCGAUCCAAAACUGAACCUUAUGAAGCAUCUGGAGUUUGCUAUUCAAUUCCCUAAUCUUCGAUCUCAAGUUCCUGAAAUCAAUCAAGUCGGACUAAUUGCUCAUUACUAUUUAGACGUUGUUUUGUUUUUGGCUUCAUCUUCUGCAUUAGCAUUCUACUUACUUUUCAAGACAUUAUUCCAGCCGUUUCAUUCUGCACUGAAAAACAUUGAUUGCUUGGUUAAAAACAAAAAUAUUGAGGUUCUUAAUUACUACCCUGAUCAUUAUGAAGAGCUAUUGAAAACGGAAACAGAAACGUUUCCAAUAUUCUGGGACUCUCCACUUGCGAAUAAUCGAGUUCUUAUGGCUCUUUUCAUGCCUAAAAUGAUGAUUGGCUCUCGAAUGGCUCCUACAUCUGGUUUGUGGGAUCGGCUCAAUGAUUUAUACAUGAAAUUUUCCGACAGGGUUGUGAUGGAAAGAAUUGCAAAACUGCAAACCAAAAUGAUUGAGGGCGCAAUUGGAAGGCCAGUUCCAUACUGGACAGAUCCAGUGAAGCAGUCUCCACUUUAUAUCACUAAUUCGAAUCCUUACCUGGAUUUUGCUGUUCCUACAACUGCUACAAUUGUUCAUGUUGGAGGAAUUACAAUGGAUCGACCAGAAGAGUACGAGAAGAUCUUGCAAGAAAGAGAGUCUACAGUUUUGAUCUCAUUCGGAUCCAAUGUCAGAUCGUUUCAAAUGCCUGAGAACUUCAAAGCAGGACUCAUCAAAAUGUUCGAGUCACUUCAAGAUGUCACAUUUAUCUGGAAAUAUGAAAAGGACGACACUGAAUUUCAGAAAAAACUUCCAAAAAAUGUCCACCUCAAGAAAUGGGUCCCUCAGCCUGCACUGCUAGCUGAUCACAGAGUUAAAGUAUUUGUGACUCAUGGAGGAUUGGGAAGUACAAUGGAAAUUGCAUACACUGGCAAACCAGCACUAAUGGUUCCAAUUUUUGGAGACCAACCCCAAAAUGCAAUGAUGUUGGCUAGGCAUGGAGGAGCGGUGUCCUAUGAUAAGUUUGAUCUUCCUGAUGGAGAAAAAUUAACAAGAACUAUAAAAGAGAUUAUUACGAAUCCAAAGUAUCAAGAGGAAGUCCAAGAGCUCCUAGAAGUCCUGUCUAACCAACCAAUCGAUCUAAAACUGAAUCUCAUGAAGCAUUUGGAGUUUGCCAUUCAAUAA
Molecule: messenger RNA, 2457 nt
Organism: Caenorhabditis briggsae
Lineage: Eukaryota; Metazoa; Nematoda; Chromadorea; Rhabditida; Rhabditidae
Exons: 7
Coding region: 1-2457 (818 amino acids)
Molecular function (GO): UDP-glycosyltransferase activity
Source: RefSeq, a predicted model, not a curated record